Messenger RNA from Babesia microti strain RI, 1023 nucleotides. RefSeq lists its product as hypothetical. Lineage: Eukaryota; Apicomplexa; Aconoidasida; Piroplasmida; Babesiidae. Bases 1 to 1023 code for a protein of 340 amino acids. The transcript has a single exon. The record is from RefSeq and is a predicted model, not a curated record.
AUGCCUAGGUCUAAAAGGGUUAAAUUACUUGGUUACUUUUCCAAUUGGGGUUCAUUAGUGGAGGUGCCAUUUGCCCCUCUUCCAAAAAUUGCCACUUCACAUGAUAUAUUACGUAGAUUGGAAAGCAUUGAAUUUAUACCAAAGAGAUCUUGGUGGUACAAACAAUCACAACAAUUGAUGUUAUACUCAUACGCUGUGAAUUGGAACGUUGAAGAUGUAUGCAGGCUCUUUUUUAUGCUUGAAAAAAUGAAUAUCAAAUUCCCUGAUUUGAUCAUUAGAAAUAUCAACUUAUUAUCAACAAAUGAUUUAACAGUGCAGCAGUCCAUUGUGGUCAUAAAUUCAUUGGUCUAUAAUAAGAUAAACCUCGAGAAUCUUUCACUGAAAUUGGUUGGCAACUUGGAAAAGAAAGGUUAUCUAUGGAAAUUUACUGAUUUAUGUUGUAUCUGUUAUAACAUAUAUAUGCUUAAUUUAACAACUUCUCUAUUUGACAAACUACGCAAAUUAUCAACUAGGCCAGAAUUUACAACAGAUAACUUACAGAAACAGUUAGACAUAUGCUCUAAACUACUCAUUAGAUUAGAUUUAUCAAAUGUGGAUCAACAGAUAAACUUGAAAAAAUGCAGUGUUGAAUCUCUUAUAUCACUAGCCAAUCAUGGUUAUGUGAACAUUGAAGUACUGUUACAGAGAUUACCACAAUUUAGUUGUUCUAAUCUGGCAAAAUUGUCGCUUUCAUUACACAAAUUACCGCCUGCCCACGCUUCAAGUAUAUCAACACAUAUAUUGUACUGUAUCACUACUCAAUCUCAUAAGUUAACUAUCGUCGAUUCAAUAAAACUGCUAAAGGGAUUAUAUAGAAUUGGGGUCACUAGUGAAUUGCUGGAUAGUAUAAUUUGCGAACGAAUAUACCAUUGGCAAUUAUUUGAACCUCCAAGUAUUGAUAAUUAUGAAUAUUGGAAAUAUUUACAUCAAUCAAAAAAAUAUCCCAAUUUGCCACACUUUGAACAAUUCUUCACAAUAGAAUAA